Styela clava is the source of this 1907-nucleotide messenger RNA. RefSeq lists its product as uncharacterized. The record is from RefSeq and is a predicted model, not a curated record. Lineage: Eukaryota; Metazoa; Chordata; Ascidiacea; Stolidobranchia; Styelidae.
GAUAUAUUCAUUUCAAAAUUUUGAUGUUAUUUGAUUUCUGUAUUAUUCUGUAGCAUGCUUAUUAUUAUUUGACUGGAUAGCACUUUGGGAUAUCAAUUCUCAUAAAUUUAUUCAGGACUUCAACGUGAAUGAAACAUAUCAACAUUUCAUGUCUAAAUUUAUAAUCUCAUAUAUUCUAUUCUUUAGAUUUAUUUUUAUACUUUUUUCACUUUUAAAUCUGCAUCUGACAAAAGCAAAAAUCACAAUAAUUACAAUGGGAGUUUUUGAUCAAAUAUCGGAUCGAAUUUCAAGACGAUAUGGAGAAAUAUCGGCACUCGAUGAAUUCAGUUAUCACGUGCCAGAGCAUUGUGACAUGGGACACGCAAGACUAGAAAUAGACUGUUUUAAAAAGAAGAAAGAAUAUAGAAAAUCGAAAAUAAACAAUUUUCGUCGUCAUAAAAAUAGCCUCGAGAGUCUAAAAUCGGAAAGUGAUUCUGAAUGUCAUCACUCCACCACCCAAGAAAUCGACCUUUGUCUUGCAACGGUGCAUUACGAUCUAGGGGUUACUGGAAUAGUUGAAAAUAUUGACGAAAAAUUUUACCCGACACCUUACGAUAAUAAAAGUGAAUUAUUUAAAAGUACAUACGAGCAAUAUUGCGCUGCAAAUGAAAAAUGUAAUACAAUACUUAGUGGGACGAAAUGUACAACUGCGAAAGUUCUACUUUAUCCAGAAGAGGAAUGGGCGAAAAAUGCAAAGACAGUGCAAUGGACAAUAAAGUUGAACAGAUGGUGGAAGAGAUAUUGUACGGUGGUUGAAAGCUGCGCCGGUGGAACACAGACCCAUUCCGCGGUUGCAAGAAUCUCCCAAAAUCGCGACGGUACUUUGACAAUCACCGGUCGUUUUAAAAGACUAGACACUCCAGAUUUUAAACUUCAUUUAUCUGCCAGAAUUUCGCAAAGUGAUAUACAAAACGGUUAUUUAAUGACCGGAGCUUUACAACAAGGAGACAUAAAGCGAAGUAUUGGAAUGGAAAUCACCCAUUUUGCUGUUAUUCCGAAGCAUUUGGAUUGAAUUACGUACAGAGUUUUGCAUUAAUAGAAAGGUCUCAAUAAUUCAUCUACAAUACUGGUAAUUUCCUGAAACAUGUUUUAUCCAAGACCACGAAUUCUGAAGAACAAUCUGCACUUUCCGUAGUCAUCGUCACCACAUAUAUUAACCACACAAUAUUGAUCGAAAAUAUGUAUUGAGUGUUUUCUAAAAAGAACUGCAAAACAGUACUUUCAUUCUUAUUUUUCUUUAUGUGUUUAAGUUCCACUUAUUUCUUUAUUAAUAUUAUUCUUGUUUUCCGAUUUUCCGAUUAUCUGUGUUUUUUGUUCAUUAUAAUCUAUAACUGACAAAGUUGUGUGAUCCACGACCAAAAACCUAGAUUUAUAGCGCUGUAGAAUAGAAGAAUGAUCAUAUAAUAAGUUGAUAAUCUUAGUCUGAUGCAUAGACAGGCGAUUAAUGCGCCAAGUAGCAAUAUAUAUAGGCAGGUGGGUAGUAAGUCAUAAUAGCUGUAAACAUAGUCCAACCUGUAUAAACAAUAACGACCCACUUCUUAUUGAAGUCAUGAAAUUUAGACUUGUUUAAUCUGUAUUCUGUAGGAAUCAUAUUCAGACCGCAAAAUAAUAUUAUUGGUAAUCUGUUGCCACUAAAUUUAAUUAAGAUUAUAACAUUAUUAAUUAUACAAGUGUCACAAAAUAAAUACUUGAUCUUUCCUAAUGAUCCUACUUCGACUAGUGACAUUUCUGUUACGCGUUUAAGUUGUAGUCUAGUUGACUUGAAAUAUAGUCGACCAUACCUAUUGCACUAAUGUUUUUUUAUUUAUAUUCAUUUUUUUGUUGAAUCAAUUAUGUUGUUUUGCUUGAAUAAACAUUCCAAACUGCAA